UCGGAGCCGGCGUAUAGCGUAAACCGCAGAGAACACUUUCGGCGUUUCACGAUAUCAAAAUAGUAUACUAUCGUUUUCCAGCCGGUCGCGUAAUCGGUUCUGCCUAGCAAACUCAGUCCGAACCGGUCGCACGCGACUGUUAUCGUAACACGUAACUUUUGUCGUAAAAUAAUUUCGUUAACACGCGACCGUUUGCUGACAGUCGACGAACGAGUAGAAUCGCCGGCGCGAUGAACAACUAGCGAUAAGCACUAUUAUUCGCGUCCAAGGUAGUACCGACCCUGAAAAAUUCAUAUUAUGUGACCAUAUUACCUCUGCUAAAUACGCGGUUCGUCAAAUCUAUUUUCAAGAUCUUCUCCUUGACCGUGUACAUAUUUUGCAGAAACUAUGGUACAGCGGCAGCAAAAGUGCGUGGAAGUGCUCGAAAGCUGUAGCUCGACCGUCAUCCGUUGUUUUCGGUUCGCAUCUGUAUCGUCGCCGUAGUAGUACAAUGAUAGCCCGAGCGUACGUGACCGUAUGGAUCGUGGCGUGGGCGUCCUGUCCGACGGCCACCAUCGUCGAUGCCAAGGUGACGAAAUGCUGUCCAAGGGACAUGAUACUGGCCAUCGACACGUUCUCGUGCACGGGCUUCGUGGCGGACGACAAGGACCAGCACGAGUCGUACGCUUGGUCGUCGGACGACGAUUCGGCCGCGGCCACCGCACCAGCAGACUUUGCGUUCUCCAUCUCCAACUCGAUUCCCUGGUGGAUACCGCCGUACAUGGAGUUCCUGCAGUCUGCGAACCUGUCGGAGAAGUUCGAUCCGGACGGCCGGAUGUUCGACAUGGACGGCCGCAUGCCGUGCGACAUGGGCGCCCGGGAGAUGACCGUCAUCGACGACGACGUGGCGGUGCUGGACGACGGGCGGCUGGUCAUGUUCGGGCAGGAAACCCGGUCGUCCGGCGUUUACGGGCGGCUGACGUUCUCCAGCGCCGAGUACUGCAUCGACCGCGUGUCGCUGGUGGACGGCGUCACGGUGAACGGCAACGGGCGUGCGCAGCACAAUAAGGCGGCCGCCACGACGACCACGACCAGCACGACCCCGGCCGCCGUCAACUACGGAACGCCGGCCCGGUACACGUACGUGGCGCUGGUGUGCCAGCCGUGCUCGAGGAUGACGUGCGUGCCGAAGUGCUGCGGCAAGGGACUCAUGCUCGCGUACCAGCACAACAAGAGCGGCGUCAUCGGGUGCGGCAAAGUGCAGUCCGUGGUCAACGCCACCGCCGCCAUACACAUGAAACUCGCCAACGGCACGGAACUGCGGCGCAAGGACCUCUAUUUCUACGGCCUGAAGCCGCCGAACUGCGGUCCCCGUGGCUGGUACCUGCUCGGCGGGGACAUGAAAAAUACCGGCGUCGCGGCCACGAAAAGGGUGCAGGCGACUUACGGCCUGCUGCCGGACGGCCGCGUGCUGGUGGACGGCGGCCUGUUGCCCAUCGAGCGCGACGACUACUGCGUGGACGCGAUGCAGGCCGAGACGAACACUACGUACACGGGCGUGAUGCUCGCCUGCCGACUGGCCGCCGGCGUGGCGGACGCCGCCGGCCCGCUGAAGUUCCGGCAGAUACUGUACGGCGCCUACUUCGUGGUCGGCACGAUUUUCCUGGCCGCCACGCUGCUCAUAUACGCCGUGCUGCCCGAGCUUCGCGUCACCGUCCACUCGGGCAACCUGAUCGCGCACACCGUCUGCCUGUUCGUGUCGUACGCCACGCUGGCGGCCACCACGCUCGUCCGGCAAUUGUUCAACAAUUGCGCCUGCGUCAUUGCCGGUUUUGUCAUACAAUUUUCAUUUCUUGCAGCAUUUUUCUGGCUCAACGUUAUGUGUGCGGACAUUGCGUGGACAUUUAGCGGAUUCAGACUACUUUUGUCCUCAAAUAAAAUUGAAAACGAGAAGAAAAAAUAUGUCAUUUAUUCAGCUUAUGCGUGGGGCUGUAGCAUCGGAAUCACAAUACUAACAGCUAUGGCCGAAUUCACUAAAUUAUUCGGUGAUAGUAGUUAUAAACCAAAUUUUGGCAACUAUGAUUGUUGGUUUUCUAAUAAAUUAUCAGUUGGUGUAUUCUUUUAUUUGCCCAUUGGGUUACUUCUAUCAACCAAUUUCAUACUGUUCUUAUUCACUGCUUUUAGAAUUGUAUUCAUCCGAAGGGGUACGUCAAAAGUAUUGAAUCGUCAAAAUAAUCACAAUGAUAUGAGGUUGUCGCUGUACUUAAAGCUGUUCUGCCUGAUGGGCGUGACUUUCGUUUUCGAAGUGAUCUCGUGGGCGGUGGAGGCGCCCGCUUACUACUGGUACGCGACGGACGCGAUCAACUCGCUCCGCGGCGUGUUCGUGUUCUUCAUAUUCUGCUGGAAGCGGUCGGUGCUAAACCUGCUGCUGGCCCGGGCGCCCGAACCGGCCCGCGAACGGUUUGUCCGCGCGUUCGGCGUCCGCGAACCGCACAGGUACCCGAGUUUCUCGUCGUCGUGCCAGCCCAACACCUUCGGUACCGCCGCCAACGCCAGCACGCGGACCCACAGCGGCGGCGCGACGUCCGCGCGCACGACGGCCAGCGGGUUGCAGCUGUCGCAGUUCGGCAGUUCGGCGUCCGUCGCGGCGACGGCGGCGGCCGCCAGGAGGAAUUCGUCCGGACGACCGUGACGGCACGACCGCCAACUAUAUGACUUUUAUAGAUAGUAUUAUUAUUAUUAUAGAGAUGACUCGUCGACACGAAACGAUUUGCGGGCGGAGGGAGUUGGUUUGUUGGGGGGGGGGAACGUGUCCCAUCCACACACGGAUGGAACGUAUACAAUAUACAUCGUAUUCGUGGACGGGGUCGAAGAGCGUAUAAUAUUAUAAUAUUAUAAAUGUAUUAUAUACCUACUAGUUACCACCAUGCACAAAACGGUCGCGUACGAUCGAAGUUGUCGUAUCAUCACCACUGCAGAUAUAACAAUAUCACACACUGCGAUAAUACUAAUAUUACAGAGCUAUAACUUAAAAACACAAUAUCAUGACAAAUUAUAGUUAGAUUAUACAUUAUAAUAUUACAACGAUAAUGAAAAAAGAAAUAAUAAUAAAAUCAAUCGAAUUCGACAUUUUUAGCAGACGGCGGGUUGAUUAAAUGUUUUAUUCGUCAUAAACCGCAUUAUAUACGACCAUAAUCGUAACUAGUAGACUUCAUAUUCGAUCAAAAUACCUAUUAUACCGUGUAGUAUCAGUGGCGACUCGUAGAGUUGGCGUAAGGGGGUACACAAACAUUUUUGAGAUAUGUAAUUUGUCCAUAAAACUGUUUUACGCACUUAUCAAAACUAAUGUACUAAAUAAUGCACAACAACAAAUCGUUAACAGGUACACCAUUUUUCGUCAUUACCAAUAGCAGCAACAACCUUUUUUUUUUUUUAAAUCGUUUUCAAAAUGCCAACUAUGUUGUGCAUAGUAACUAGUUAUAGUUUUACUACAAAUAUAAAUAUAUAUAUAUAUAUUAUACUUUUUUGGAGUCUUUACGCACAUCAGAGCACUGUGUAACACGAGCCGCCACUGCGUUUAUAUCAAUUGAAGAGUUGUCUUAUUAGUGUAUAUAUAUAUGCUAUCUAUGGUACGAUGGUAGAGUUAAGUUGCAUGAGCUAAGAUAUAUUAUGUGUAUAGCAUUAGCCGUGUGCUCGUGUAGCUAAAAAGUGAAAUCCAUCAGUAGAAUCUCGCAUGUAAAUACUUUUAGAUUUAGGGAAACGUUAUUAAUCGUGGUCACGAGCCCUCUAUUAUCUUAGUUUGUGGCCACUGAUCAGAGGGCGAUUGGACUUUGCGCCGCUGCAGGUAGUCAAAAAUAGUGUUUGUAAAUUUUAACAUUACAGGUAGUCGAAAACUGUGUUUGCAAUUUGAAACGAGUUUUUAUGUAUUCAACAGUUUCGUUGGUAUUCACGUUGACGUCGAGAUUCGACGAAUAAGUUAGUGAAAUAGUCACUCAAAAUAUAUUCUGUGUUCUUAGCCUUUCUUUUUUCAUAUCUUCUAUUCUAAUACUGAAACAUGUGAGUACUAUAAACGUAUAAAAUAUUUAAUUUUUGGUGUAAGUCGCAAUUCAUCAUAGUUUCAAUACCUGAGACGAUGCAUAUUACAAACGAAUGUUGAUAGAAAGUACCUACGUAAUAUAUUAUGUUGUAUAUAUUUCGGAUUAAUUUUAGUGAAAAUCGAUUACAGUCCUAACCUAUCGGUAUAGGUCAGAUAGGAGGGCGGUACGUUAGACGCGAUAAGGGUCGAAGAAACAGGUCUACAACCGCCACCGCCCAUCGCAUAAGAAAUUUAUGGUAUACACUAUACGGCUUGCAACGAUUAUUCCACAGUAUAAUGUAACAUUUAAUUUAUAUCUACAAUAAUCUGACCCUAGAAGCCAAUUAUAUUCUAUACGCAUACCCCAGUCACCAGACCCUGCAGGUCGUAUAUUAUACAAAUACAUAAUUAAAUGAAAUAGCUAUCUUAUGUUACUUAUUUUUUUCUGUAAAAUGCGAAAGAAAUCAUUUUUUCUCUCUUCAGCCCCGAUUCACGUGCGUAUUUAACCGCCCGUCGGGUGGGUCCGCCCGCUCCGCACUUCAUACCCUCUGAACCGGACCCUCAUCGACUGUCGCCUGUACCAUUACACGAUGUCUCCGGUCGGUCGGGGCAUUAAAAUAAAAUAUUUAAUAUCUACUGCGUCUUAUUUAAUACGAUAAUUGUAUACAAUGCGCUUUUCAAACAUUUCCUUGUAUUGUCGAUUUAUUGUUAUUUUUGUUCAAGUAGGUUUCUAAAUAUUCUACACGAUACGGUCGACCCAACCAAUUUCGAAGAUCUGCACGUAGUUCAUGAACCGGUACGACCCAUGUCGACGAUUUGUAUGACUUGUGUGCGUAUGGUGCUAUUCAUAUACUUUUUUCAUGUAUUGAUUUAUUAUUAUUCUGUAUAAAAGGACUUUUUUUUUUUUUUGAAAAUCUUUAAAACACGAUUUCUGAACACCAUUAAAAUGACCACCCCUGCUACAUCGUAAAUAUUUUACACUUGACAACGGUAAGACGUGUUCCAGGCAUGAAUCGUUUGUAUUGUGUGUUAUUGUAACAACACUUGUUGAUCAAUUCUCUUUUUCAUUUAUUGUGACCUAAAGGCACGUAUUAUAAACACCCUCAAUAUAUUUUAUAAAAUAGAUGUUUUGUUUGGCCACCCUCUACGGGGACACAUGUUGCCCACAUCAGCAUGAUGCAAUACGUAGCAACUAUUUCAUCAUCUUCUGAUUUUUUUUUUCUACGUUUUAUAAAUAUAAUUCUAAUUCUACCAUAUACAUUUUAAGGCAUAAACUCGAUUUUCAAAUUAAAUAUAUAACUUACGUGCGUUAUGUUAAGGUGAUAUAUGAUAUUUCUUUUAAAUGUUUCCUCUGCAGUAUGUCAGCGUUGAAAUGACUAGAACACUAAGUUACAGGGAAAUCAAAAUAUAUUGGAAAUUUCAAUCAUUUUUGAAGUCCUGCUCCGCUUCACUAGAAUAGGUUAAAUCAUUCAUAACGAGAAAUCGACAUUGCAGAUGAAUCCAUUGGCAUUUUUCAUGUCACUAAUUAUAUGGAAAUACAAUGUUUUUUUUUAUCAGUAAAAAUCAAAUUUUUAUAAAGUUUUACGGACGAUGAAAUAAGGAGAUAUUAUCAUAUUAUACAUUUCGAAAAUAUGUACCUACAUUUGUUUACGUAAUAUACGUAAUUUAUCGAUAUUUAAAACUAUCCGAAAAUGCACCAGGACAAUUAUUAUCAUAUGAAUAUUGAAUAUUAAGUAUAUUAUAGGAAGCCUCAAAUAACGAUAUUCCCACGUCAAGAAUGUCCAUUAUCUGUAUACACAUAUCUAAUGAUUCAUUAUCAACGUCAAUAGGUUAUGAUUAUUGUUGAAAAAAAAAACAGUAAAAUAAAUUACUGAACCGUAGUAAUAUAAAAACUAAUGGGAUAUACUUGUAUAUGAUCUGACAACAGGAUAAUGAAAGAAUCUCAUUGAUUUUUUUCUCCUAUUAUCGCAUAUGAUUAUAAAUGUCAGAGACUUGUCAUGUGGUUCGACCCUCGUUAUUGGAGAAGUACCUCAUCAGAUACAAUUGUAAUUGUUAUUCUCGGAAUACCAGAUUAUCAGUCGCAUAUAGAAUUUACUUAUUGUGUAUGGCUAAACGAAUAUUACAUUAUGUCUAUACCGAAUUGAGUCAGUUUUACCGCUUAGUUCUGUCUCCCGCGUGACCAAUCGUCACCACAAAAAAAGUUUCAUUUUAUAAUAAUACGAAUAAAAUAGAUAAUACGUUAUGGUUAUACCUUCAUAUAGGUACAUAACUACUUCUGUAAAUUAUUAUAAUAAAUAAU
Molecule: messenger RNA, 6353 nt
Organism: Rhopalosiphum maidis (corn leaf aphid)
Lineage: Eukaryota; Metazoa; Arthropoda; Insecta; Hemiptera; Aphididae
Product: probable G-protein coupled receptor Mth-like 3
Exons: 9
Coding region: 491-2671 (726 amino acids)
Biological process (GO): cell surface receptor signaling pathway; G protein-coupled receptor signaling pathway
Cellular component (GO): membrane
Molecular function (GO): G protein-coupled receptor activity
Source: RefSeq, a predicted model, not a curated record